CCUGGGUCUCUGGAAGACGAAGCUUGCAGGUAGCAGCCCUCAGAGUCUAAUCCUGGGUACAACGCAACAGUCUGCGGGAGCCCCCAGUCUCUGGGCGGCCUCUUUAAGGGAGGAGGCGGAGCCACGGGGAAGGAUCGUGAGGCUCCAGGCAUCCUGAGCCCAGGUCCCCCCAGCUCAGUGCAGCCAUGAGUGCCGAGGUGAAGGUGACAGGGCAGAACCAAGAGCAAUUUCUGCUCCUGGCCAAGUCGGCCAAGGGGGCAGCGCUGGCCACACUCAUCCACCAGGUGCUGGAGGCCCCUGGUGUCUACGUGUUUGGGGAACUGCUGGAUAUGCCUAAUGUUAGAGAGCUGGCCGAGAGUGACUUCGCUUCCACGUUCCGCCUGCUCACGGUGUUUGCUUAUGGAACAUAUGCCGACUACUUAGCUGAAGCCCGGAAUCUUCCCCCACUCACAGAGGCUCAGAAGAAUAAGCUUCGGCACCUCUCUGUCGUUACCCUCGCUGCCAAAGUCAAAUGUAUCCCAUAUGCAGUGUUGCUGGAGGCCCUUGCCCUGCGAAAUGUGCGGCAGCUGGAAGACCUUGUCAUUGAGGCCGUGUAUGCCGAUGUGCUUCGUGGCUCCCUGGACCAGCGCAAUCAGCGGUUGGAGGUUGACUACAGCAUUGGGCGGGACAUCCAGCGCCAGGACCUCAGUGCCAUCGCCCGAACCCUACAAGAGUGGUGUGUGGGCUGUGAGGUAGUGCUGUCAGGCAUUGAGGAGCAGGUGAGCCGUGCCAACCAGCACAAGGAGCAGCAGCUGGGCCUGAAGCAGCAGAUUGAGAGUGAGGUCGCCAACCUUAAGAAAACCAUUAAAGUUACCACAGCAGCAGCAGCUGCAGCCACAACUCAGGACCCUGAGCAACACCUGACUGAACUGCGGGAACCAGCUGCUGGCACCAACCAGCGCCAGCCCAGCAAGAAAGCCUCAAAGGGCAAGGGGCUCCGAGGGAGCGCCAAGAUUUGGUCCAAGUCGAACUAAAGGGACUGUCAUUUUUUCCCCUGGAGAUAGGGGGUCCUAGCUGCCUGCCUGACCCUUAGGAGUCCUCAAAGAGCCUUCCUGUGCCCCUGGCCAGCUGAUAAUCUUAGGUUCAUGACCUUUCACCUCUCUUCUCUCCCCUACCCCCAAGCAUAGGUCACACCCACCUUCUUUAGGGGGGAGGCAAGUAUAAGUCAUGUUUUUGUUGGUA
Molecule: messenger RNA, 1221 nt
Organism: Phyllostomus hastatus (greater spear-nosed bat)
Lineage: Eukaryota; Metazoa; Chordata; Mammalia; Chiroptera; Phyllostomidae
Gene: COPS7A
Product: COP9 signalosome subunit 7A
Exons: 8
Coding region: 186-1013 (275 amino acids)
Biological process (GO): COP9 signalosome assembly
Cellular component (GO): COP9 signalosome
Source: RefSeq, a predicted model, not a curated record